Sander lucioperca (pikeperch) is the source of this 1461-nucleotide messenger RNA. RefSeq names its product transmembrane protein 229B (gene tmem229b). The transcript is spliced from 3 exons. The record is from RefSeq and is a predicted model, not a curated record. Lineage: Eukaryota; Metazoa; Chordata; Actinopteri; Perciformes; Percidae. Bases 838 to 1422 code for a protein of 194 amino acids.
UUUCAUUUUUCUUUUGUGAAUGCAAUGUGCCUCCCUAAAUAGCAGUCGUGUAGAAAGGGGGAAAACAGCUGUCUGUCUGGCAACCUGUCCAGUCCAGCACACAACUGCCCAUAAAACCAAAAAUUCUUAUUUUUACACUUUGCUUUUGUAGCUAGCUAGCUACAUAUUCAACGGACGAGAUAUAACCUGUUAAUUAGUGAGCUUUCAACGUUGCUGGUACGUGGUUUUUGUUCCUUUUGGACUGAGUCUUUAUGCUAAGCUAAACUAGCUGUCUUGUCUUAUGGCUGUAAGCUAACGGUUCAUGUCGAAAGAACAGGUAUUUUAGUUUUUAAUUAGAGUUCUUCUCAAAAUGUCAAACUAUUCUUUUAUCACUGUCCAUACAUCUGCUUACAGUUAGCUACAUUAUGAGUUUAAAGUACAGUGUUACUGUGAGUCAUUUAUUCUCCGCUAUGCUUAACGUUAAUGUUAUUUGUUUAACUUUUGAGAUGGCCACUGUGCUUAAAUAUUAGCUAACUAAGCUCGUUCAACGUCCUGUGGGACUACACAGACUGACUGAGGGGACUUUCAGCCAAGUGACUACCAGUCUGGAUGUCUGCACGCUGAGCUGCGGUGAAGAAAUGGUUAAUCAAGGAUGCAAAAACAGAGACACCGUGAAGGAAGGAGAAGCCGGGUUAACAGACGAGCUGCAGACCAAGCACCGCGACAUCCUGGACAAUAUCCCCGGGUGAUGUGUUUGAUCCGCUGGCCUGUGUGCUGAGGGAGACACCGCCGAGCUUAAUCUGAAGACCUGCAUCGCAUUACCACAGAUAGAAAAUUUGCGUGAAAGCAAGAGGAAAGAUGGUGACCGUGGAAACCCCAGAUGCUCCUGUACCUCUGACAGCGCUGUCACGCUGGUACCUCUACGCCAUUCAUGGCUACUUCUGCGAGGUCAUGUUCACUGCCGCCUGGGAGUUUGUGGUGAACUGCAACUGGAAGUUCCCCGGCGUGACCAGUGUGUGGGCGUUCUUCAUCUACGGCACCUGCAUCCUCAUCGUGGAGCAGAUGUACCUGAAGCUGCGCGGCCACUGCCCCGUGCUGCUGCGCUGCAUCAUCUACACUUCAUGGACGUACCUGUGGGAGUUCGGCACGGGGCUGCUGCUGCGCCAGUUCAACGCCUGCCCCUGGGACUACUCCGAGUUCCGCUACAACUUCAUGGGACUGAUCACAGCUGAGUACGCCGUGCCGUGGUUCUGUGCCAGCUUCACCGUGGAGCGCUUUGUUAUCCGGAAAACGCUUCGGCUGCGAUUCCACAAGGGGCCCGAGGACGGUUGGUCAAACAAUCAGUUGGAUGCCGGGGCAGGAGGAACCGUGGGUGGUGGGAGAAGGAGAGAGGGGGGCAGAGGGAUGGCAAAUGAUGCUAAUGGCUACCUUAAAGGAGAAUGAAUGAAGGAAAAACUCAAUCUGAAACCAGCCCAAUUGCCC